AUGCAUUUGUUCGUUUUAUAUUUAUGUUUAUUGAUUUGUGUAACGUAUGUUCAAUGUGAGCCGUCGGAAGCUGCAUCAAAUUGUACGGGUUAUUACAAUUGUAAAAUUCUUUUAUACGAUCAAUUGAUUAAACAAUCACGUUCAUCAUUACGUCCAGUGAAAAAUGAAUUAGAAAAAAUUAAUGUUUCCAUUGAAUUUUCAUUUGUUCGAUUAAUAUCAGUAAAUGAGGAAGAUUCUCUUUUACAAAUUCAUGCAAGAAUCAAUCAGACAUGGAAUGCUUCACUGUUAUCGUGGAAUCCGUUAAAUUAUUUUAAUGUAACCGGUAUACAUGUACCAGCUCAUCUCGUCUGGACGCCAAAAAUAUCUUUAGUUAACCAACAUUCCGCUGUUGAUAAUGAAGAAAAUAAUUUUAUUUUUGUUCAAUCGAUUGGUCGUUUUGAAUUUAAUUAUUUGGCUAUUUUAACGAUACCAUGCGAUUUUGAUUUACAACGUUUUCCAUUUGAUCAACAAAUAUGUUCAUUCAAAUUAGGUUCAUUUGUAUAUGAUUCAUCGGCAGUAUCAAUUACACAAGCAGAUGACUUUAUUCUUGAUGAAAGUAAUUUAACUCCAAGUGAAUAUACAUUUGCUUCACAUAAAGUAGUAAAACAAGAUGUAUGGUAUCCAGGUAGUGGAGCAAUAUAUGAUAUGAUUGUUAUACAAUUAGAUAUAGAUCGACAAUCUAGCUAUUUUAUACAUCUAAUCAAUUGGCCAGGUUUUUUAUUAGCACUAUUAUCUUUAGCCAUAUUUCUAUUACCGGCACAAGCAAAUGAACGAAUUAUAUUCGGAACAUUACUUGUUCUUGGUCAAUUAUUAUUAUUUUCAAUAUUUGCACGUUACAUUCCUAAACGAUUAGCUUCCAACUGGGGAUGGAUGGGACGUACAAUAUUUUAUGAUAUGAUAAUAACAGCAUUAGCUAUUGUUUUUUCUCUUAUUGUUCGAUUUUUAUCUGAUAAACACUAUUGCUAUCAACGACCAUCAUUAAAAACAAGAACGUUUGUAUUUGGAUGGUUAACAAAACUAGUUGGACUUAAACGUUCAUCAUACGCAACUCUAAUUGCAAAUAGAGAAAAUGAGUACGAAUCGAAUGAAUAUAAUAAUAAUAAUAAUAAUAAUAAUAAUACAACAGAUUCUUUAAUGGAACCUUUAAAUCCUAUAUUAACUGUUUCCGAUCAGUCCGACGUAAUAUCGUCAAUUUCAAACGAUCUUAAUACUCGAUCAAUGUCGUCAAUGCUUCAACAUGUUGCAGCAAUUCGUCACAAAUUUAGUCAAUUAGUUAAAGAACGUGAUAUACACAAUGAAUGGCUAUUAUUAGCUCAUAUCAUUAAUCGUGUAUUCUUUUUUGCAUAUUUAUUUUUAUUUUUAUUCAGUAUAAUUCAUCAUUGUUUUUAUCAUUAA
Molecule: messenger RNA, 1434 nt
Organism: Didymodactylos carnosus
Lineage: Eukaryota; Metazoa; Rotifera; Eurotatoria; Philodinida; Philodinidae
Source: the annotation of a GenBank genome assembly